UUCACAGUCUGGAUCCAGCACAGAAAGAGAAGAUUGAAAAGUACUUUCAGGUUCGCCGUAAAUCUGGUGGUGGAGACUGCGGCCCGAUAGACAAUGUUGGUGACAACGUUUACAAGAUCGCAUUUUUUGACCAAACAGAGGACCUUGAACAGCCCCACAAACCAGGGACUCCGCUCCUUACAUGCCAGGUGAAGCGGGAGGAUCCUGGCAGAGAGCCGGACGCGAUCACCAGGAUGGAACACGGUAGCCUCACUGCAGUGGCCAUCCGCCUGCUCUUUCUGACGAUGCGCUGGAGUCUCAUGUGAGCAUCGUUCCAUACCUCUUCUGCGUGCCUGAAUCACUCGUUUACCACAGGAGCUUCGGUCUGGCUCGGAAUCCAUGGAGCCAGGGCUGGCUGAUAACCCAGAAAACACUGGAAGGGAUUCAGCCCGGUGGAGGAGUGUCGCAAUGAACUCUGGGUGUAUUCAGCCCAAGGAAGGAAUCGGGCCAAAUCCCCCUGCCGGUCCUGGCAGUGGCUCCUCAGGAACCUCCCCAGCCCCUGGUUCAUCCUCUCCACCUGCUUGUUAGACUGACGCCGGUACCCAGAAUCCAGGAGAGGGUACUUCAGAAACCUAAUCAUGUGUUGGAGAUGCCUGGAGGACCUCUCUUCCUCACUCUGAGAGGCAGCCAGGAGCCGCCACCCACAACAUUCAGCAGUCAGAGUCACCAGUCCCUCCCAUUCCAUCCCUCCCUCCCUGUCCAGACAUCCCCACCUGGUUUCCUAGAGCAUGAACUCCAUCUAGACUCCUACCUCCUGAGAUACCUGAAGGAGAGCCCUGGGGCUGGAAGAGACCUGCAGCAGCAGCUGUCCUCUCUGGGCUGCUCUGUCCACCUCCAUCCAGAGGACGGGAGGGCAGUGGUCAGAGGCUCAGGCCAAGCUGGGUCAUGUGGAGAUGGGGUUGGGGUGGGACCAUGGAAGGUACAGGUUGAGAGACUGUUCAAACAGCUCCAGGAGCGGUACAAAUGCCACUAUGAGGUAGACCCACGUAAGCUCCAGACUCUGCUGCAGAGCAGUACCCUGGGUUCAGAGGAUGUGAGGGUUUACUGCGAGGCAGGGGAAGGGUUUGCGGUGGUGGUUGGGGAGGGGCCUGAGGUCCAGGCCAAGCUGAAGGAGCUGGAGGCCUUCCAGGGUCAGGGUCUGAGCUCCUGGAAGCAGGAGAAGAUUAGCACCACCUGUCGUCUGGGACAGUCCAAGCUCCGGCUUCUAGGUGAAGUGAUAGAGAAAGAUCUAGGUGAGGCUGUUCCAGGGGUGAGGGUGACGCGCAGUAACUCAUCUCAGCUGGUGCUGGAGGGUUCAGCAAGUGAUGUCCGGACAGCCAGACAGUUAGUUACAGAUAAAAUCUCUCUGGUGCUGGAGCGGGUGGUGCCUGAGGUGUCCCCCCACCUCCUGUCCUUCCUGAGGGAUGAGUAUGGGAGGCCUGGGAACCUGAGCAGUCUGCUGGGGUUGGGACUCCAUGUGGAGGUAGAGUUGGGGGAUACAGAACUCCGUCUGUUCUCCCUCUCCUCUGGGAAACUGGAGCAGGCUGAGAAGGAUCUGCUGAGGGAGUUUGGGGAGGAGAAGAUCGAUUUGCCCAACUGUGGCACCCUGCCAUCUGAACUGAAAUCCAAGCUUGAGAAGAAGGUGAAGGAGAUGAACCAGAGCAGAUGCAGGGUGGUGGCAAGGUAUGGUCCUGGGUGUAGAGUGCAGUUGCUGGGCAACGUGAAGGAGGUUCAGGAGCUGAGGGAGGAGAUCGGGGCCUUUCUGAUAGACCAGUCCAGUGUGGAGGAGACAGUGUGUCUCCCUUACCCAGAGAUUGCUGACCACCUACCAGAACUGCUGGAGAGGAUCGGUGUGGAACACACUGGGGUGACCCUCUACCCCUCAGCCUCAGCCAUCCACCCCACUGUGAUGCUCUGUGGACCCUCUGUCCGGGUGGCCCAGGUUAGGGACAGGUUGGGUCCCGCUCUGGCCUCCUUGGUCCACCAGACUGUGACCAUAGACCAGCCGGGGGCGCUACGCUACUUCCAGGGCCUGGGAAGGGAGUACCUGGGAGUGGUGGGUCGCUCUCAACACUGCCUCAUCCAGCUGCACAACCACGGUGGUGUUGCCGGCGAAGCUCGCGCCGGACCAAUACUGGAGGAGAUGGUCACAGCCACCAGCUAUCGCCUCCAGCGGGGGCUGCAGGUUGUGGUACGUCAAGGUGACAUCACCAAGGAACGGGCGGAUGCGCUGGUGAACCCAGCCAAUGAGGACCUGGAUCACGCUGGUGGCCUGGCUGCAGCUCUAAGCCGUGCGGGGGGGCCUGAGGUACAGCAGGCCAGCAGAGAUCUGGUUAGGCAGAUCGUUAGAGUGCCCACAGGUACAGUGGUAGGGACUACAGGAGGGAAGUUGCCUUGUAAGAUGCUGCUGCAUGCAGUGGGACCAGUAGGGGGCAGUGUAGGUGGGAAUGAGCGCCCUCUGCUGGAGAAGACAGUAAAGGCAGUCCUGGAUCUGGCAGAGACCCUGGAGCUCCAGACCUUGGCCAUGCCCUGCAUCAGCUCAGGGUUAUUCGGCGUUCCUCUGAAGGUGUGUUCUGAGGCCAUAGUCUCUGCAGUGAGGGACUUUGGGAGGGAACAGCGCAUCCUUAACAAGGUCACUCUGAUUGAUGUGAGUGGAGAGGCAGUGAGAGCCAUGCAGGAGGCCUGUGAUAGGCUGUUACAGGGUAAGAGGGAGAUUCCUGAGUGGGAGAGAAUGUCGAGCACCACCACGACCACUACACAUGCUCCUCAGAGAGACACCACUGCUGCCUCCACCAGGGGACCAGCUGCUCCAGAGGUCUGUGUCCAGGUGGAGAUCAUCCAGGGAACCAUAGAGAAACAGGAGGUGGAUGCCCUGGUGUCCCCCAUGGUUGGUAGUAACCCUCUCUCCUCCCGAGUGGGUAAUGUCUUGUCGGAGGCAGCUGGACCGGCGCUGAUGACAGCGUUUCUGAGGGAAUUAGGGGGACGGACUGCACCUGGUGACAACGUCCUGGUGGAGGGACUGUCUGGUCUCAGCUCUGGCAGCGUCUUCUUCCUCAGCUGUCUACAAUGGGACAACAACCUCCACGGACCAGCAGUACAGGCUCUGAGGCAGGGUGUGAGGAAAGUUCUAGCCUCUUGUGAGAUCCGGGGAUUCUGUUCUGUUGCCUUCCCUGUACUUGGAACUGGUGUGGUUCUCCAGUUCCCUCACAAUGUGGUAACACAGGUUCUGCUAGAAGAGAUCCGUAGGUAUGAACAGAACCGAGCGAGCAGAACCCCCUUCCUUGUCCGCAUUGUUAUCCAUCCCAAUGACAGAGAUUCUACCAAGGCUUUCCAGACUUCCCAGUGUGCUUUGCAUGUCAGAGGGUUUGUAAUGGAUGCUUCUCCAGAUCAGACCUCCUUCUAUCGCCACAUCUCAACCACUCAGGACGAGGUCUCUGCCACGCUGGGCAGUGUCAAGCUACAACUGGUCUUUGGCGACAUCAUCCGUGAGACCACGGAUGUCAUCGUCAACACCACAGACUUCUCAGCCAACCAUUCAGGUGUCUCCAAAGCUAUUCUGACUGCUGCAGGUUCCACAGUCCAAGCAGCGUUAGCACAAGUGGGUGUGCCAGGAGGCUUGAUGUGCACCACAGGGCCCGGUGCACUGGGCUGCAAGGAGAUCGUUCACGUCAGCUUUAACUGCGACACACAGAGGAUCAGCAAGGUCUGUGGGAAGAUACUGAAACAGUGUGAGAGAAAGGGCUACCGCUCUGCAGCCUUCCCUGCAGUCAACACUGGAGCUGCUCGAGCAGACUCUGUCUCUGUGUGUAAGGCCAUGUUGGAUGGCAUGGCGUCAAGUGUGAGGGAUUUGUCCCCCAACAUCCUCUCUGUCAUCCGCAUUGUCAUGCUGCAGAGACCCGUCUUCCAGGCAUUCAGGUCAGAGCUGGAGAGCCGACUGGGAGCUAUCGCUCCAAUCCCAACACUGAAAGAGAGAGCCCAACAGAUACUGAAGAAGAAACUGAGGAUCGGCUUUUCCUCCCCCUCGCAUGGCUCCCUUCCCCCUCCUCAUGCCCUUCCAGGCCUCACCAUCACCCCCUGGAGACCGCCCCCGGUGGUGCUGAGCGUGGUGGGGCGCGGGGAGGACACCAUCAGGGUGGCCAGGCGGGAGCUGGAGGCCAUCUUGCAGAACCAGCUGACUCAGAGAGAUGUGAAGGGAGAGGACCUGUGCAUGCUGGGAGAGGUGGAGCUGCAGGCCGUGCAGAAGAAUGCCAAGGUCCUGGGAGUGAGCCUGGAGCUGGGUAGAGUUCAGAGGGCAGGAGGGGUGGAAGCUGGGGCUGGAGCUCGAGGUGGAGCUGCGGCUGGAGAGGGGUUUUAUAUUCUCCGAGGCCUGAAGGAGGACGUUCUGAGCGUACGCGAGGUGCUGGACAGUGCGCUCAGUGGUGCCCUCCGCAGGGAGCUGCAAGAGAGAAAUGAGGCACUAAUGGCCCUCAGUGUCCAGUGGUCUAUGUGCAGGCAUGGUGACGUUUGGGAGGAGCUGGGGAUGCAUGACAACUACCAUCUGGAGCAGGCACACCUAAGAGGAGAUGUCUCAGCAGAGCUGGAUGUCCCAGAUGGGAGCAAAGUCAGGGUGAACCUGAAGAACAACAUGGCCACUGACUGGAAAACGGGUUGCACCUAUAAGAUGAAGCGAGAGGAGAGUGAAAAAUUGCCAUCGUACUGGGAUGAUAUGGCCACUGGUGAAACGCUGAAGAGAGUGCUGCUCUUGCCUACCUCGUCAGAGUACCAGGCGGUGGCACAGGCAUUCCAAAGCACCACGGCCACACAAGUCGCCAUCCACAAAAUUGAGCGUGUGCAGAAUGUAUUUCUGUGGCAGGCGUAUGCAUUGUGUGAGCAGCGCAUCCGGGCCAAGAACGGAGCAGCGGCGGUAGGGGUAAGGAAACUCUACCACGGGACGGCAGCAAAAACCUGUGACGCCAUUGAAAGUAAUGGAUUCGACAGGAGCUAUGCUAAUAUUACAGCAUAUGGAGUGGGUGUGUAUUUUGCUGUGAACGCCAGCUAUUCAGCCAAUCCCAGAUUUAGCCCUCCUGAUGGUUCUGGGCACAGGCGUAUGUACGUUGCACGUGUCCUGACCGGGCGCUAUACCCUGGGUGACCCCUCCAUGAAGUUCACCCCUCGUCGCUCCCCCACAGAUUCCGCUGACUGCUAUGACAGUCUAGUGGACAACCUGCAGAGACCCAGCAUGUUUGUCAUCUUCCACGACGACCAAGCGUACCCAGAGUACCUCAUCACCUUCAUAUGAUAGUGGGCCUACAUAAUGAAUUAGAAAGCAUUCGUAAUCAUUUAUACGCAGUUUUGUUUUACAUGCAUGAAGGCAUUUAAAUGCCUUUAUUGUUUUUGAGUAUGAUUCUCACUUCUAUCAUUAUAAUCAGCUGUCAUAAUCAUUCUCAUCACUAUAUCUAUGUAUCAUAAUGAUUGUCACAUUGCAUGCGUUCUGCUGCAGGACCUAAAGUAGUACACAAUCUGCAGAGGUUAAUCACUAAAAUGGUAAAAAAAAUGUUUGAAGAUAUUUAAGUGAGAUUUAUUUGUGUCUUUUUGAUUUGGCACUAUACUAUACGUCAGAUAGCUGUACUGUGAAUGAGAAUAUAUUAUUGUGUUUUUGUGGAGUUAGCACGUUGACGUUUAUUGUCAUGAGUCUUUCCCUGGAGGCAGAACUGGGCGACAGUGAGCGGUUUCGCUAGAUGGUUCAGCUGCAAAGUCAAAAUUUGAAGGUUAGGGUUAUGCAUUAGGUUUAGCAGUGUGGUUAAGGUUAGGAUUAAGAUUAGGAUAAGGUUUAAAUUUGAUUUUAUAACUUUUUGGCUGAGCUAGCUAGUGACCACUCUGCAGAGCUGCCUUCAGUACAUGAGUCAUCUCAAUAAAAAGCCAUUUGGGGACGCAGGGGCCGGUAUGUUCCGGGGUCCUUGUUGGUCCCCGGUUUUAUGGGGGGGAUGUGACGACCCUCCUACUGUGUCUGCCGUAUUCUCUAUUUGUUCUUGUUUCCUUAUUAGGAUGCCAGUGGGCGGAGUUGGGAGGGUCGUCAGCUACAUGGAAAACACCUGGGCCCGGUGUGUCCCAGGAUAAAUACACCACUUCCCCAUUCAUGGAGGAGACUCUCUCCAUGCAGACACACCUGGGCCAGGUGUCUCCCAGGAUAAAUACACCACUUCCCCAUUCCUAGGGGAGAGCAGACACCUUUAUAGAUUUUGUUGUGUAUCUUGGUGGUUUUUGCUUGUUUGCUUUGGCACCUUUAAACACCCUGCAUUAUCACAUUCAUGCAUGCAAAACACUCACUUACACUACUGAUUACUGAUUACACACACCAUUGUAUAUUGUACUUUA
Oncorhynchus tshawytscha (Chinook salmon) is the source of this 6372-nucleotide messenger RNA. RefSeq names its product protein mono-ADP-ribosyltransferase PARP14. Gene Ontology annotation, biological process: negative regulation of gene expression. The coding region runs from base 629 to 5296 and encodes 1555 amino acids. The record is from RefSeq and is a predicted model, not a curated record. Gene Ontology annotation, molecular function: NAD+ poly-ADP-ribosyltransferase activity; transcription corepressor activity. The transcript has 16 exons. Lineage: Eukaryota; Metazoa; Chordata; Actinopteri; Salmoniformes; Salmonidae. Gene Ontology annotation, cellular component: cytoplasm; nucleus.